AUGCUUGGUCGAUUCGAGACUACCGGAAUACGAAAUAUUGAUCAGUGCUAUGCCAAUAUGCGGAAGACACAUCACAAACUCUUGACGGUAUCUGAUUCGGAAUCCUCGAUAAUGCACACUAACUACACGCUUAUGCAGCUUCGUAAAUGCAAUACUCUAGAUCCCCUCGCUAUGUUCGCGGGAAUGACCACAAGCGAAUUGAACAAAUAUCUCGUCAUUUCUAUGCUGCAGCGUACAUUAAAAUGCGGGCUUCCGGUUGUUGGUGGAGUAGGAACCCUAGGCCCUAAGCAAGUCACAACAUUCAAGGCUGUGAACUAG
This is a messenger RNA of Orbilia oligospora ATCC 24927, 318 nucleotides long. RefSeq lists its product as uncharacterized. The coding region runs from base 1 to 318 and encodes 105 amino acids. The record is from RefSeq and is a predicted model, not a curated record. The transcript has a single exon. NCBI's taxonomy places the organism in Eukaryota, Fungi, Ascomycota, Orbiliomycetes, Orbiliales, Orbiliaceae.